Molecule: messenger RNA, 1685 nt
Organism: Acanthoscelides obtectus
Lineage: Eukaryota; Metazoa; Arthropoda; Insecta; Coleoptera; Chrysomelidae
Source: the annotation of a GenBank genome assembly
UAGCAAAAUGCCCAAGAAGAAAGUAGGAAAUAAGUGGUAUGGUAAGAAGCGUACCACUGUCGUGGACCCUGUAUCUAGAGAUAUAAAUGAUACCUUUCAAGAUGCAUCCCAAACGGAACAUUUAGUAGAGUCUUCAAAUGUAGAACAGUCACAGCCUGGUCCUUCAACAGUUAGCAAAAUGCCAAAAAAGAAGAUAGGAAAUAAGUGGUACAGUAAGAAGCGUAAUACUGUCGUGGACCCUGUAUCUCAAGAUAUAAAUGACACCUAUCAAGAUGCACCUCAAACGGAACAUUUAGUAGAAUCUUCAAAUGUAGAACAGCCACAGCCUGGGCCUUCAACAAUUGCAAGUACUUCAGAUCAAUAGCAAGAAUCAAACAUCUCGGUACGAGGGAAGAAAUGCAAAUGUAAAAUAAAUAUGGAUGAAUGCAAGCCAAAGCAGCAUACAGCAGUUCCCACUACUUCAUUACACGGUCAUGACUCCUCGCAGUUACUUACAUCUUUUAUUACAUCAGAUCAACAAACUGUUGCCCAUAACAGUACAGCAAUUCCUGUACAAUUAACAACAAAGGAGAAAAUGGAGAAAGGCAAAACACCAUUGAAAAGAUCUAAAAAAACAAACCAACCUCUGCAGUCAACAUCUAUAAUCAUACCUCAACAUCUAUCAAAAAACUCAACAAGUCAAUUAAACGACGGAGUUAUUCUUAACAAAACAGCCAGCACUACAACUGCACUCCCCAAUAAUCCCAUUGGCAUACCAGGCCCAACAGGACUCUCAAAUACAAGUAUUGUUACUCAACCCGUUGCAUCACAAAUGACAUGUAUUAGCAAUCCAGAGAUUGUUAUCCAUUCAUCAAAUAUGUGGCCAUCCAGGCAACAGGACGUCGACGGAAAUGCCUCUUUGCUAACAAAUAGUGCUCUUACACAGAUGGAAACUGAUAUAUUUUCACAACACAUUGAGCCAACGGAAACGUCAUCUUUACCUACUUUACAUCAACAAGAACAGAAUGAUGACAAUAUUACUAUGGCAAUACAAGACGAUGAACUCAAUGAAAUACUAGCUAACCUCGACAUAGACAAUAUGUUACAAGAUACCAACAAUAUAAUAGCCGAAAAUGUAACCGAACAUAUCAAUCGAAGAGGAAGUCAUUACAUGUCAGCAGCUGAGCAUUACACAAGUUUAUAUACAUUGGGAACUUUUACUUCUACUUGUUCUCAUUGUGGGGCUUUACACUUUUUCUGCGAAAGAAAUUCCAGAAAUAUUUACUCGCAAUGUUGUAAAACUGGUGCAGUACAUCUGCCUCCAUUCAAUCCAUACCCUGAACAAUUAAGGGUACUAUUUCAGAAUCGAGAAUUCAUGGAAAAUGUGCGUUAUUACAACAUUAGCUUUGCCUUUGCCAGCCUGGGUGUUAAUACUGUAAUCCCAGCUGGUCGAGGACCUUAUGUAUUCAAGCUACAAGGAGAAAUAAGACAUCAUAUCUCAAAUGUUUCGACUAAUAUUCCAAAUGAACGCAGACAAUAUGGCAAUUUAUAUUUUUUGGAUACUGAACUGGCAAAUCAACUUCGGUCUGCUGGCCCACAAAAUCGAGCAGAAUUAAAUCGAGAAAUCGUCGACCUCAUCUCUAAUUACUUGUACAAUCACAAUCCAUUUGCUCAAGCAUAUAGAUUUCUUAAGGAUGUCUAUCAAC